AAGUCGCUUAACUCCUGUUUGCCUCAGUUUUCUCAUCCGUAAAAUGGGGAUAAUAAUAGCACCUAUCUCCUAGAACGGUCGUGAGGAUCAAAUGAGAUCCUGUGUAUAAAAUAAUCGUGUAUAAUACCUACAUAAUAAGCAUAAAUGCCAGUUUUUGUUAGCAUCAUCUUCAUCAUCAGAGAGCAGAGCAGCUGGGAGUGUGAAGACCCGGCUUUUGUCCCAACUCUCCUCUUCCCCUGCCGGGGCUCACCUUAGGCCGGUGUCCAUGGUCUCUCAAAUGAACAGGUUGGACCAAAUCCCUUUUAUUUAACUUUUACACGUUGUUUAAAUAAAACUCUCUGAUAGAGUUUUUCCCGUUUUCUUUAAUCUUUGUCUUUAUGUCCCCAUCAGUGUCUGACACAUAGUUCGGGCUUAAUAAAGGAUUAUUGAAUUGAAUCCCCUCCAGCUGUGACACUAAUUCUCUCAGCCUAAUCCCGAAGGUUGUGCCUGGGAAUCCACAUCCCAAGUGGAGGACGCCUGUGAUCUAAUCACUCUGUAUCUGAAAGAGACUUCCCACUGCCAUUCCCAGCAGGGGAUUAUCCAGCUUCUUGCAAAUCCAGGGGGGGAGACCCCACUCACAAUCUUCCGAGCCAGCCCGGUCCACUUAGGGGCGCCUCUGAGUGUUAGGAAGUUUCACCUUACAUGAACUGGAAUCCUGCAGUUUAUGCCAUUGGGUCUCGUUCUGUUACCUGGGACCCAUAAUGGAACCCUGAGAAGCACAACAGGCAUAGCAAAGUCGGGAGAACCUGCUCUGCAGAAUGAGGGAAGACCCCAAAACACCAUGCUUUCUUUUCAGUUCUGGCUCAAGCUGACUCUUUUCCUGCUGGCUACAAUAUGGAGAAUUUGGAGGAAGACAUAAUGUUUAUUGUGGAUGAGACAUUGGAUUUUAGUGUGCCAUCACCUUCAGACAGCCGAGAGGAGGAAGAGGCUGCGGAGCCAGUGAUUCCUGAGCGGCCACCUAGACGGGGUCUGGCCCACCGGAGUGACAUGAAUACUGUGGCCGAAGAGCCCCAGGGCUUAAGGCUAAGCUUAGGCCCUCUCAGCCCGGAGAAGUUGGAGGAAAUUCUGGCUGAAGCCAACCGUCUGGCAGCCCGACUGGAACAGUGUGCCCUGCAGGAGAGGGACACUCCUGAUGAUGGCAAGGGGAGGCGGGUGAAGGCCAGUCCCCGACGGGAGACAUUCGUGGUAAAGAAUAGCCCUGUCCGAGCCCUGCUGCCCACCGUGAGCUCUUCCAUCCGGGGGGCCUCUUCUCUGGGAGGCCUGAGCCCCCGACUCCGGAGCAAUGAGAAGAAGGCGUCGAGCAAGGCUCUUCGAGCUGUGCCUGGGAAGAAGCCUUCUAGCACAAAGAAAGAGGUGCCCACUGGCAGUGUGCUCCCCUCCGCAAGAAGUCAGUCUUCUCCCCUCAGCCGGAUCACCCCUCCAGCCCGGGGGAAAGUGGGACCCAGCGGCAGAGCACCUGUUGCCGGCUCAGCUUCCACCACACGGCCAGCCCUCACCCUACAGCUUCCCCCAAGCACCCUUCAGCGCCCAGCCCGGACACAGGGCCCGGCCAGCAGGCCCAGCAAGCUGCCCACACCUACUGCCAUCCCCAAACCCGCCAGCCAGGCCCUGCUCUCCAGCAGGAGUCCCCUGUCUGGGAAAGGCAGUCUGCCCCCAGAGUCCACUCCACCUCGGAAAGGGCCAUUAAGGCCCAGCGCAGCAGGACACCGAGUUUCUGCUCCCCAGAAAUCAAGCCUUCCAGUCUCUGCUGCCUCCCGAAACCAUCUGCAGUUCCCCAAGAAGGUGAUGACGUCUGGACUCACUAGAGGGACUUAAGGAUCCGGAACUCAGCUGGGGGAACAGAUGCAGCAGGGCUGUUGUCCCCUCAAUGGGGGGACGCCAACUGAGGAGACACCAGCAAUUCAAGGAGCUCCUCGUUCUGUCUCUUUAGGUAAUGAGAUGAACCCUGUGAAAACAAACAAGCCACUCCAUGAGCACCCGGGCUCAGGCUGAUCUCUCAAGCCACCUAUCCUUCUCCAACUUUUAAGUGUUGCCGCAUCGUUGCCACCCAGACCAAGCUCCUGGACCUCCCGCACCCUGAUAUGUGGCUACAGAGAGCUUUAGGGGAGAUGGGAAAUCUUGCUUCAGUUAAAUGAAGUAUUUCUGAGGGGAAAGGGAAGAGCAAUUUUAUUUCCUGAAGUGAAAUGUAAUCACUCCCCUCUGGACCCUCAAAAAAAAAAAAAGUGAAUAAAAGUAACCCCUUCUCCUGGGCCAUCUUCACAUGACUGUUCAGCUCUGGAAGAUUCAAUUCUUCAGAUGUUAUCUGGCUGGGCAAAAAUGUUUUUACAAAGCGCCCAGUUCUGUGAUCUCUCUCCGUUCCCAGAAGAGAGAGGGGUUUCUAACUCACAUCCACCACUGGACUCAGGAUUGGCUUGCAGCUACCAAGCCAGAUUCUGUCUUUUUCUAAAGUCUUGUCUUCUGUAAAUAAAUACUUUUUAUCUCCUGAA
This is a messenger RNA of Antechinus flavipes (yellow-footed antechinus), 2525 nucleotides long. It is a transcript of the gene PSRC1, whose product is annotated as proline and serine rich coiled-coil 1. NCBI's taxonomy places the organism in Eukaryota, Metazoa, Chordata, Mammalia, Dasyuromorphia, Dasyuridae. The transcript is spliced from 7 exons. The record is from RefSeq and is a predicted model, not a curated record. Bases 874 to 1854 code for a protein of 326 amino acids. Gene Ontology annotation, biological process: mitotic metaphase chromosome alignment. Gene Ontology annotation, cellular component: spindle microtubule; microtubule cytoskeleton; spindle pole. Gene Ontology annotation, molecular function: microtubule binding.